This is a messenger RNA of Corythoichthys intestinalis (scribbled pipefish), 5285 nucleotides long. RefSeq names its product ring finger protein 20, E3 ubiquitin protein ligase (gene rnf20). The transcript has 22 exons. Gene Ontology annotation, cellular component: HULC complex; nucleus. The record is from RefSeq and is a predicted model, not a curated record. Gene Ontology annotation, molecular function: ubiquitin protein ligase activity; metal ion binding. Lineage: Eukaryota; Metazoa; Chordata; Actinopteri; Syngnathiformes; Syngnathidae. Bases 117 to 3188 code for a protein of 1023 amino acids.
UUUUAUGGCUUGCUGGAGGCUUCCGUUUCCGGGAGGGAGGGAUUCGCACUAUCAACAUUUGCUACAUUGAUUUCACGUUUCAGUUACACUUUCACAUCAAAAAGUGGUGUCUCGGCAUGUCGGGGCAGAAGCGUCCUGCAGACCCCAUCGGCCCUUCAUCGUCCUCUGGUGUGCACCCGGAGAAGCGAAGGGAGCGGGAUGGAGACGACCCAAGUCCCGGUGUCAGUGCUGCGGCUGCCGGUGGGAGCACAGCGGUGGAGACGGUCAUCAAACUCGGAGGGGUUUCCAACUCGGAAGAGCAAGAUAUCAAAGCUCUCCAGGCUAAGAACCGGAAACUGGGAGAAUCUUUGGAUCAAAGACAGGGGAUUGAAGAUGAAUUGCGAGAGCGAAUUGAGAGACUGGAGACCCGCCAGGCCACGGAUGACGCAAGUUUGCUUAUCCUCAAUAGAUACUGGAACCAGCUUGAUGAAAAUAUUAAGCUUUUCAUCCGACUUUAUGACCAAUCAGCCAGCGAACCAGAGAAGUCUCCUACAGGAGAGGGAAGGAACUUGAAACCGGAAACCCCCGAACCUGAUGGAGAUUCAAAUCAGGAGAGAGCCAAGGACAGAGGACACCAGGGUGAGACGUCCAACUCUUUCCUGGCCACCCUGGCCAGCAGCACCAGUGAAGAGAUGGAAGCAGAGCUCCAGGAAAGGGUGCAGUCCAGCCAAACACAGGCUUCUCGUAUUGUAGAGGUCUAUAAGUGUCUGAAAAGUACGGUGGACCAACUAAAGGCAGACAUGGACUCUGGAAUUGCUGGGCGUUUGAACCAUGUAGCUUCCAAAAUAAACACACUGCUGACCAGUGAAAAUGAGCGUCUUCAACAGCUGUCGGAGGAUCUCAAACAGAAACACAGUCACAUGACCAGCGAGUGCCGACCUCUCAGCCGCGCAGCAAACAAGGCGGACCAGCGUGUCAGCGAGCUGCAAGUUCUGAGUGAAGAGCUUCAGUGGGAUAUGGAGAAGAUCCGUCGUCGAGAAAAUCGCCUCAAUGCGCACAUGAGUGAGAUACUGGAAAGAGUGAACAGCAAAGGUUAUAAAGUGUGUGGAGAAGCCAGUAGCGUAUGUGGAACCAUCACGAUCAACAAGAGAAAGUUUGAGGAAAUGAACAGUGAACUGGAAGAGAACCAGGAGCUGGCAGACAAUCGUCUCAUCGAGCUUCAGAAGCUCCAGCAGGACCUGCAGAAUGUGCUGCAGGAGAACAACAACAUGAAGACUGAGCUGCUGAGUCGAGCGGAAGGCAUGGUUAAGGAUACGUCUGAGUAUCGCUGUCUGCAGUCUCAGUUUUCUGUCCUCUACAACGAGUCGCUGAUCCUCAAAGCCCAGUUAGACGAAACACGUGCCCGUCUCAACACAACCAGGACGGCACGACUUCGACAGCUGGAGCAUAUGGAGAACGACGAAGUGACUCUGCAGAGGAAGGUUCGCACCGAGGUCUUUCAGUUGGAAGAUACCCUUGCUCAAGUCAGGAAGGAGUACGAAAUGCUGCGCAUUGAAUUUGAACAGACACUUGCUGCCAACGAGCAGGCAGGCCCUAUAAACCGAGAGAUGAGGCAUCUGAUCAGCACCCUGCAAACUCACAACCAGCAGAUGAAAGGGGAGGUUGUGAAAUUCAAGCUGAGGCUGAGGGAGACGCAAGCAGAACUCAACCAGAUUCGUAUUUCAAAGGGAAGCGCCAUCUUGCAAACUCAGUCGAGCACGGAGAUAGACGUGAAGGAGGAGACGACAUCUCCUACGACACCAGCUGCUUCAGGGGAGUCAGCGGUCAAGUCAGAACCUUCUGAAGACUCUUCUACGCCAAACAGCACUGGAAUCUCUGUGAAAGCUGAACCGGGUGUCGAUCCUGAGCUGCCGCUGAAGGAGGAGGAGAAAGACGAGAAAAAAGAAAAAGAAGAAAAGAAAGAAAAGGAAAUUAAAAAAGAAGAAAAAGAGCGUGAGAGGGAAAAGGAAAGAGAAAGGCCAACCCGGAGUGGCCCUGCCAGCAGUGGAGUUAAGGAAGAAAAGGAUAAAGCGGGAAGUGGCAACCAACCUGAGGAGUCAUCGGGGGAACGUCUAUCUGCAGCUGGAGGGCCAAAGAGGAAAGAGAUGGAGCAGCUGAAAAUCGUCAAAGUGGAACUUAAGAAAGCUCAAGAGUCCCAGAGGGAGAUGAAGCUGCUCUUAGACAUGUAUCGUUCAGCACCAAAGGAGCAGAGGGACAAAGUGCAGCUUAUGGCAGCAGAGAAGAAGGCCAAGUCAGAGUCAGAGGAGCUUCGUCAGAGACUGAGGGAGCUGGAGGAGCGGGAGAGGAGGGAGGGCAAAAAAAUGGCCGACGAGGAAGCCCUAAGAAAGAUUCGCUCCGUGGAGGAGCAGAUCGACAUCCUCAACAAAAAGCUGUCGAUAGCCAAACAGGAGGAGGAUGCCUUGCUGAGCGAGAUGGACGUGACAGGACAGGCCUUUGAGGACAUGCAAGAACAAAACAUCCGCCUGAUGCAGCAGCUGCGGGAAAAGGAUGAUGCCAACUUUAAGCUGAUGAGCGAGCGCAUCAAGUCUAACCAGAUUCACAAGCUACUGAAAGAGGAGAAGGAGGAGUUGUCAGAUCAACUGCUCACUUUAAAAACACAGGUGGAUGCCCAACUGCAGGUGGUGAGGAAGCUCGAGGAGAAGGAGCGCCUCCUGCAGGGCACCAUCAGCACUGCUGAGAGAGAGUUGACGUUGAGGACACAAGCACUGGACAUGAAUAAACGCAAGGCUCAAGAGUCAACGUUGUUGUCAGAAGAGGCGCGAACUCAGCUAGAGCAGGUUCAGCAGAGGCUCGUCGUGGUCCGAGAGGAGGUGGUGGAGAACAGCAUCUCCAGGGAGAAGGAGUCGUUCAACUCUCGAAGAGCACAGGAGGAUAUCUCUAAACUGAGGAGAAAAAUUGAAAAGGCAAAGAAACCGGCCGAGAAAAUUAGCAACGGAGACGAAAUCCUAAAUGAAGAAAUUAGCGAGUACAAGGCUCGACUAACGUGUCCCUGUUGCAACUCGCGGGUGAAGGACGCUGUCCUGACAAAGUGCUUCCACGUCUUCUGCUUCGAGUGCGUUAAAACGCGCUACGACACACGCCAGCGGAAAUGCCCCAAGUGCAACGCUGCGUUCGGAGCCAACGACUUCCAUCGCAUUUACAUCGGCUAGGCGCCGCAAAUCCGUUCACGGAGCCAGAAAGACGCAGUUGGCGACCGGAGCGAGGUUGCGCUCUGCUUUUGUGGUCCGAACCGAAGACUUGAAUAUUGAGCUUUUUGUCAUUCUGUUUUUUUAACUGGCUAAAUUUGUUAUGCGUGUACAGCACACACAAAAAGACGAGCGACAUUCAUUCCUAUGGCUCCUCUGACGUUAAUGGUGUGUCAUGUUUUGUGCGUAUGUUUUGUUGCUGUUUGUUUUUUAUUCUUUGAAAAUUGCUGAAACUCUCUGUUGUCCCUGGUUAUUAAAGCACAAGGCAACACUUAGUAUAAAUGACAUUCAUAUAAGACUAAAUUGAGAAUUUCUUCGACCCAUGAUCAUGGAGAAAAUGUUUAAACAUACAUAAGCGACAAUUUUAUAGUCUGUUAUACCCACGCACUUACAUGUACAGGUGUAUGUGAUGAUAUUUUAAUUGGGGAUGUCUCGAUCCAGUCAAGUGGUUGGAAAUCGGGCCGAUUGGACCAUUUUUCAGAGGAUCGGAAUCGGGUAAAAAGGAUCGGGUUUUUAAUUUAAAAAAUAUACAGUGGUACCUGUACUUAGUACUACUUACGAAAUUAAUUGGUUCUGGAUGUAGCUUCGUAACUUGAAAAUUCUGUAAGUAGAGACACAUUUUCCAUGUAAAUUCCCAAAUCCGAUCCAAGCCCCCCCCCCCCAAAAUUCAGACAGAAAUCUUUUAUAAUGCACAAAAUGCAUCAAAACGUCACAAAUACAUGUAAUAAAGUUAAUACACUCAUAUAAUGCAGAACACGAGGGGCGAAUGAAGACGCUGGGAUGCACAUACAGUAGAGGUCCGUUUUAGCCAAUUAGAUGCCAGGAAUGCUAGGCAAUAGCCAGUGGCAGAGCAGCUAUAAGUAUGUUACGUUCAGUAAACUGGGAGCUUCGAGCACCAGCCAUACUUUAUUUUUGCCUUAUGUAUCCUGAAAUUUUUUUCGUAACAAGGCAAUAUUUUCCCGUUGAGGUGUGUCUAACUUGAAAAUUCUGUAUGUAGAGACGGUGGUAAAUAAACGUACCACUGUAUGUUUUUCUGCCUCAUGCUCAUACAGUGCCACAUCCUCUCUUCUGCUAAGCAGUGCUGCUUAGCUGACCAUUGCAGCUUGUGUUUGAUAUUUGAAAUGUUGAUGAUUGACAGGUUUGUAGCUUUGAUCAUGCCAGAGAAGCUUUGUAGCUCUGUGAUCAAAGGCACAAAUGUGUCAAUCAUUAAUUAAAGUUGCAGUCAUAAGUGUACUGUGGCAACUCAUUGUGUAAGUGAGAGGCUGUUUACAGCAGCGGCAAAGCGUGAAUGGAUUUGAGUGAAAUCACUCCAUGAAGCAUUUCAUAAAGACAAGCACUUUUCUGUUAAUUCUUGUUUUAAAAAAAAAAAUCACAUUAUGAAGGUGGCACAGUGUGACAGUAAGAUGUUUGGAACUUCAGGUGACACUCACUCGGGUGCAAGAAUAAGCGAUCGAGACAGAUUUAAUUUGACUAAGUACUGGCAUUGAUAAAAUGUGUGUAGGUGGGUAACAGCGAAUUACAUUUACAUGACGAGUUCAAAUUUUAUAGAAAAAUUUAUGCCAUACUUUUUACUUGAGUAGAUAUGUGAAGAAGAAACGCUACUUACUCCACUACCUUGGGCUACGGUAGUUAAUUUUUUCUCUAUUUUACAUGUUAGAUUUGACUAUUUGAUGCCCACAGGGGCUCUACCAGUGACACGUCACAACAAAAAUUACAUGACUCCAUUAUACCAAUCGCAUUAAACAAGAGUCAUAUGACUACACACAAGCUUGCAGUAGAAAGUCCUAUGAUCACGCCGGCUUGUUCAUUCACAUGGGUGUUUUAAAGCUGAAAACCGGAGAUAUAAUCGUUUUAAUUUCAUAGUAGAAAAUGUGUUUUCUCCACUAGAGGGCACAUAAGCUCUUUGAAGUGGUGGCGUUUCAUUGCUGUAGAUUUUUCUAGUCGGAUUUUGAUUAUUUUUGUGUAUAAUUGGGCCGAAUAUGGUCACGUAAUAGGUUCUAGUAUAGUAUAAAAACAAGUUCAUGCGUAUAGAAGGACGUGCUAAGGGCGGGGGCAUUGUUU